This is a messenger RNA of Zingiber officinale, 968 nucleotides long. Its product is annotated as inactive protein RESTRICTED TEV MOVEMENT 2-like. NCBI's taxonomy places the organism in Eukaryota, Viridiplantae, Streptophyta, Magnoliopsida, Zingiberales, Zingiberaceae. Bases 59 to 841 code for a protein of 260 amino acids. The transcript is spliced from 2 exons. The record is from RefSeq and is a predicted model, not a curated record.
CACCCACAGUUUAUUCAAGUUCGCACAGGAAACAAUUUGAUUCAGCAAGACAAAAACCAUGUCUUCUCUUCGAUCUUUCGAGGACUUUGAGCCCUCUUCUGAGUGGGUUCGUGAAGACGCCUUCGGAACUCUUCUCAUUCAUCUCCCAGGAUUCAAAAGGAAUCAGAUCAAGGUGCAAAUAACCAACUCCAAUCAGAUUAAGAUAAGCGGUGAAAGACCUCUAGACGAUCAACAUUGGAGCCGGUUUGUGAAACAAGUCCCAUUGCCGGAGCACUGCAAGGUGGCAGAAACCCGAGCCAAGUUUGAGAAUGGGGUGCUGCAUGUUAGGAUUCCAAUUGCUCAAGUUGCGCCAUCUACAACAAUUCACAAAUCACCGACGCCGUUGCCAAUGGAGAAGGCGGCAACUGAACUACGUGAGAAGACAGAGGAAGGAGGAGAUGGUAAGCGUAGGAAAGCAGUACCUGAAGGGGAAUUUCUACCAAAGGAACAGAAGCAGCCUGCGGAAGCCAAAGAAGAUGUAAUUGGCCAGAAAGAACAGCCCAAGGAAAAACCUGAAUUAGAAGGCAGAUCAAAUAGUGAAAACAAACAGGGCCAGCAGACGAGUCCAGCACUUCAAACAGAUGAUACAUCCAGUCAGGAAAAGGAAACAAAGCGACUAGAGAGCAUAAGUUUUCCAGAUUCCAGCAGCAAAGGUGGCGAGAUGAUGGCAAGGUACAGUAUCAACAACCUUCUCAUGGUACUCACUCUGGCUAAGAAGAUACUGUUGGCGAGCGUCGCUAUUUCCAGUUUAGUUUUAGUUGGCAUUGGUUUGUAUUUCAUGUAUAAACAGGAAGACGAGUAAAGUAGGUCGAUGUCUUCAGCUAAGAACACCUCAAAUUGCAUGCAUACAUGUAAUACAGUAAAGUUAAUAAGAUAGAUAUGCAUGGAGGAAUAAAAAACAAGAUAACACGUACGGCUGCUAUUUAGCA